CCCAGGCUCAAUCCCUUUCUCCUCCCUCUUAAGAGUGCAGCCUGUAAGCACACACCUGAUACAUCUUUUCAAAGGUCUAGCCUCAACCAGACGAAAAGAUGUGCGACCAAACGUUUUUGGCCAUCACGUUUGGCCCGUGUGAUAACUGCAGUCAAAACAAACCUCUGAUGAAUAUAUAUCUGAAGAAUGAGCCCAUCAACUACUGCUCUCUGUGUGUGGAGCUGAUGGCCUGUCAGGGACUGGCGAAGGGCGAAACCAUCCACACGCUGAAAGUGGAGUCCGAGUCUUUGAAAGCCAAACUAGAGGAGGAGAGAGCCAAACUACACGACGUCGAGCUGCAUCAGGUGGCGGAGAAGAUAGAGGCUCUGGGUCAGUUUGUCAUGAAGACCAGGAGAACCUUAAAAGGACAUGGGAAUAAAGUGCUGUGCAUGGACUGGUGCCGUGACAAGAGAAGAAUCGUCAGCUCCUCUCAGGAUGGAAAAGUCAUUGUGUGGGAUGCAUAUACAACCAAUAAGGAGCAUGCGGUCACUAUGCCCUGCACCUGGGUCAUGGCAUGUGCUUAUGCCCCUUCUGGCUGUGCUGUGGCUUGUGGUGGUUUGGAUAAUAAAUGCUCCGUCUAUCCUCUUUCUUUGGAUAAAAAUGAGAACUUGGCAGCUAAGAAGAAAUCUGUGGCCAUGCACACCAACUAUCUGUCUUCCUGCAGCUUCACCAACUCUGACAUGCAGGGCUGUGAUAAGAAGGCUAAUGUGUGGGACAUGCGCUCGGGACAGAAUGUUCAGUCCUUUGAAACGCAUGAGUCUGACAUCAACAGUGUGAAGUAUUACCCUAGCGGAGAUGCUUUUGCAACUGGAUCUGAUGAUGCUACUUGUCGUCUGUAUGACCUGCGAGCUGACCGUGAGGUUGCCAUCUACUCCAAAGACAGUAUCAUAUUUGGAGCCUCUAGUGUGGACUUCUCCCUCAGUGGUAAGAAAGCGGACACAGGCCCUUAA
Molecule: messenger RNA, 989 nt
Organism: Sinocyclocheilus grahami
Lineage: Eukaryota; Metazoa; Chordata; Actinopteri; Cypriniformes; Cyprinidae
Product: guanine nucleotide-binding protein subunit beta-5-like
Exons: 10
Coding region: 99-989 (296 amino acids)
Biological process (GO): signal transduction
Molecular function (GO): protein binding
Source: RefSeq, a predicted model, not a curated record